Meloidogyne enterolobii is the source of this 6180-nucleotide messenger RNA. NCBI's taxonomy places the organism in Eukaryota, Metazoa, Nematoda, Chromadorea, Rhabditida, Meloidogynidae. The record is from the annotation of a GenBank genome assembly.
AUGGAGAAUAGCAACAUCAAUCAAAUAACUAUUGGAACUUUAAAUCGAAUAAAUAAUCCGUAUUCUGUUGGAAGUAUUGAAGGACUCAAUUUUAUUGCUUGUGCAAUAGGAUCUCAUUUACAUAUUUUAACUGAAAGAUUCGAAAAAAUUCAUGUUAUUCAUUGUGAUAUAAAUAAUUGUGAAAUUACUGCAGUCAGUUGCUGUUCUGAAUCUGGAAAGCAAUUUGUUUCAACAAAGAAAUUAAAAUUUUUGAGCCAGUUCAAAAUUUUUCCAUAUACAUGGACAGAAGCCCAAAGUUGGAGUAUGGAAGAUAAAAUUGGUGGAGUUCAUUGGGUGCUAGAAGGAUUUCGUUUACUUUUAUUUGUUGGAACAGAACUUAUACUUUAUCAAGACAAAAUUAUUUCCUGUUCAGUUGCAAUGAAUAAGCCUGCUCAAACUAAUGGAAUUAAAUUUACUUUAAAUUCAGAUGAAGAAAUUAAAUGGGAAGUUAUUUGGAGAAUUAAAUUAGCUAACAAAAUUAAACACGUCCGUUUUUCAAACGACGGGACUUUAUUUGCUACUUGUGGUUCUCAUGAUCCUUUUGUCAAAAUUUGGUAUCAACUUAAAGAUUCUUUUUCUUUUAUUUAUUUGCAACACCCUUCUUCUGUUUGUGGCUUUGAAUGGAGACAUUCUGGGGGAUUUUUAAUGCCUCGCAAAUUAGUUCACAAUGCUUUAAUUACAUGGUGUGAGGAUAAUACUGCGAGAAUAUGGAAAGAAGUCCAAAAUGGGGAUACAGGUCUUCAAUACAAUUUUAUCAAUGAUAUUCAACAUGCAAUUGUUCAACAAAAUGGGCAUCCUUCUGUUAUUAAACCAAAGCAUAAUCCACAUCGCGUUUCAUUGCAGAUGAGAAAGGCAAAAGCAAGGCUAAUACAAAAAUUUACUCACCAUCAAACUGAAAAAAAGAAACCCGACAUUCAAAAUUCUACACAAGUUCCCGAUUCAUCCGUUCCAGUUCGUCCCUCUUCAAUUGCUGAUUUUUCUAUUCCUAAUUAUGCCUCAGGAAAUCCUUUAGUUUUUUGUUUAAUUGCAACAAUUAAUGCAGAAGAUUGUCUACUUGUUCCUGCAAUUAGUCGUGUUUCUGAAAACAAAGACGAUGACGUGAAAAGAAAGCGACAUUCAAGAUUAUCAUUUUCUGUCCACUGGUUGAACAAUAAGGAAUAUGAUUUUGAAAUGGGGACACAAAAAGUUUUGGCAGAAAAUUUAGCCGAAAAUGAAUCUCGAGAUUUGUCUCCAUGUCAAAUUGUUUCAAUGCAUUCUUCAAGUAGUAGUGCUGGUUUUGCUGCUGACUUUUUAACUCCACAUCCAGGAAGUCUAUCACAUCCGUUAACUUCCCCAAAUUUGAUUAAAACAAGUCAACAGGCUGCUGAAUUGAAUGAUCCGAUGUCAAAUGAUUCAAUAGAUCACAAAUUGGAAGGUCUUUUAAGACAUUGGGUUAAAUCUUGUGAUAUUCUUUUUGCGAUUCAUCCAAUGGAUGGAAGCUUGUUAACAUGGACACUGGAAUGGCUAGAUGAUUAUUGGAAGCAACCUACAGUCAGUUUUGCUUCACGAAUUCCAGAAGCAUUUCCCCUAUCCGAUGCAGUUUCUCUAUUAUCUCCAAUGAACACUUUGCGUCCAUCACUUCACAUACUUUUUGAAUAUUCUCACAAAAGAAAAUCUGAUAUUGAAGAACAAAGUCAUACUCAAGAUUUUCAAGCUUUUCUUGCUCGAAAUAAGUAUUUGGCUAAAAACAAUGAAAUUUAUUUAUUAACAAAUCACCGAAUUGGUACCUUAAAUUUAUGGCGGAUACAAAUAGAAAAUACUCCAAAUGAAAGUGUUAUCCAACACCAAAAUAUUCCAAUUGCUGCUUCUGUUACAAACGUUGUACAUGGAUAUAGGAUAUGCAAACCUUCUAAUGAGCCAACAAAUUUGGAAAUUCAUAAAAAUGAAGGACUUUUCGAUGCUGCUUGCCUUUCUACUCCUCUCCUUCCUCAAUAUCAUCCAACUCAACUGGUUGGAAUGCUUAAUGCUGGAAAGAUACAAAGAGUCCGUGCUAUACUUUUGAAUGUUUUACACGCAUUACGAGCAAAUAAACAGGUCCGUAAAUUGUCUUCAGUUCGUCGAUAUUCUUUCGGUCGCCAAUCUUCUGUAGUGAAGCGACAAACUAUUGAUUAUGAUUUUGAUCCGGAUGUCAAACAGAGACGAAAUAGUAUUUCUGCUCGAUCUUCUUUCAACAAUAACGUCAUGGAACAAAAUCAAGUUGAUUCAAUUCCUUCUCUUCCUUUGUAUGCUUUGUUGUUAGCUGAUGAAGUUUCAGAAAAUGCGACAAAUUCUCAACAAAGCCAACUUGUUACAAGAAGUUCUUUCGACAAAAAGGAGGACGAUUUUGAUGAUCAAUCAGACGAUGAAAGAAAAAAUUCAGUCAGUCGUAGCCGAAAAUUUUCUAUCGGAAGUUUAAAUGAAGCUAGUUUUUUGGUUUUAACAAAUCCAGGUUCUCCACCUGCCGCUAAAUUUACUGCAAAUCACGCAAGAUACUUGACUGAUAUUCUCACUCACACUCAUUUACAUGGUCUAUCCAACACUGAUCAAAUGCAUUUAUUAGCUGUAGCGGAUACGAUAAGUCAUUUUUCCAGUUCGGCAGUUGACAGAUUGGCACAUGCAAACGCUAUGUUUGAACAAGAAUCGUCAGCUAAUGAUAAGAAUGAACAAACAACUUUUGCUUACACUACUGGAAUGGAAACUGUAGACGAAUGUGGAUUGCGGUUUUUAAUGGCUAAAAAACAAUAUGAAUAUUUACUUCGUUGUUUACCGCUUAAACAAAGAAAACAGCUGAAAACAAAUGGAAUUUCUUCCGCAUAUGUAAUUUGGGCAUUCCAUUCUGAUACUGAAGCUGAAUUGCUUAGUUCAAUUCCUUGUGUUCAACGUCAACAAGAAAACUGGGAUGAAAUGCGUUCUUAUGGUGUUGCUUGGUGGUUGAGGAACGUUGCUUCACUUCGAACUUGUAUUGAAAGAGUUGCGAAGAAUAUUUUUCAAAAAGAUCAAAAUCCUUUGGAUGCUGCUUUAUUUUAUUUAGCCAUGAGGAAAAAGAAUGUCUUGACACAACUCUUUAAGACUGUUAAUGACACACGAAUGUAUGAAUUCUUUAGAGAAGAUUUUACUCAAGAGAAAUGGAAGAAGGCUUCGCUUAAAAAUGCUUUUAUUUUAAUGAGCAAACAACGCUUCCAUCAUGCCGCAGCAUUUUUUCUCUUGGCGGGGUCAAUUAAAGAUGCUCUUCAGAUAAUCUUGGCUAGAAUUCACGAUUUACAAUUGGCUAUAGUCAUUUUGCGUUUAUAUGAAGUUGAAACUGAAGCACAAUUUGAACUUCUUUCAGAACUUCUUUGUAAAGAGGUACUUGGCUGUGAAGUAGAACACUUUAGACAAUUGAUAAAAAAUUAUGAGAGUAAGAAAACUGUUGAACCAAUUACUUUUCCAAAUGCAAGAGGAGAUCCUUUUGAACGGUCAAUGUCUCUUUGGAUAAUGAAUGAAUAUGUUUUUUCUGUUGAAACAUUUCUUGAAGAGGCAAAUGAUCCUAAGAGGAUUAAAGAUCGUGAAAUAAAAAUGGAAAGGACUAAUAGCGACGAUACUUUGAGACAUUUUGAACCAUCAUUCCCGGAUAUAUUCAAUUUUUAUUCAUUUUUGAGGAGACAUCCACUAGUGAUUCGCCAAAAAUUAACACGUGCUGGUAUUGCAAUGACCACAACAGAACAUUUUCUUACAUGGACACGUAGAAUUGGUUCAAGGCUUAGCGAUAGUGAAAAACGUCUUUAUUUGAGAACGGCAAAUGCUCAUUUGGAUUCUGGUUGUCCGCUUUUAUCGCUUGAUGUUCUUACUUCGUUGCCCAAACAAUUUGGGCAAGAGGCGGAAUUAGAAGUAAUACUGCCUGAUGUGAAUAGACCAUCUCUUGAUGAACAGAUUGAUUGGUCUAUGCCUGUUUCAUCUAAAUUAAAUCAGGAAGAACGAUUUACUUCAAUUAAGCCAGAAAUUAAUGGAAAUUCACUUAAGAAAGAUUUGAUUACAAAACAUGAAUUAUCAACUUUAGAUUGUUCAUCUGAAUUACAAGAUUUGAAAUUAUUUUCGACAUUGAGUAUAAUGACUGAUGAACUUACAACAUUAGCCAAUGGAGAUUAUGAAAUUCCUGGAGGCCAACUUCGUUUAAAGCUUUAUUGUUGGUUGGAAAGGGAAUGUGAAGUUCUUAAAAAUAUUUGCUAUUCGCAAGAAGAUGAUUUUGAAGAUGAAGUGAACGAAGAUGAGGAAAACAGUCAAUGUUCAUCAAAUAUUAUAAACAAUGAAGAGCCGACAAGUUCGAUUAUUAAAGGAACAGAUGAAGAAUUACCACCUCUUCACGAAGCAUUAGAACAAGACAGAAUCGAAUUAAAAGAACGUAAAUCAAAAGCAUUGAAACGAAGACUAUGGUUAAAAAGACACCAAAAAAUUUUACAUUCUUUGGCUGCAUAUUGUGCCUUACACGGUAGCAGAAAUAUUCGUCUUAUUGCGGUACAAAUGGAAUUGCUUUUGCUUUUAAUGGAAGCUCAAAGAGAUAAGGAAGUAUCAGAUAUUAGAACUUUUCCUUUACUUGCUGCAUCUCUUUCACCCAACGUUAACUCACCUAUUUCUCCACUUCGUUUCAUGUCUGAACAAUGCGCUUCGUUGCUCUCUGCAAUAAAUCAGUUUGAUAAAAUUCCUCAAAUUGAUACUGAUGUUUCUAAAGUUAUGAAACUAUUUUCACUUUGCCAAGGACUUUCAUUUUGCGUCUACCAAUCUCUUUCAAAUAUUGAAUUAUUUAAUCAAUUUCGACUAUCUCCUCAAACGUUUUCUGGUCCAUUAACACAACCUAUUCGACGAACUAGUGUUUCGGUUACUGCAAUUGAUGAAUUAGAUGUUCGUAGUCAACCACAACAUUGGCCUGGCGUUGAUAGUUUAAUUAAACUUUUGAAUCGAGAAAGUUUGCUUGACAACACUCCUCCAAAUUUACGUCUUCUACUUGUUGAAUUCUUUUCAACAAUUUUUCUUUCAACAUUCCUCUAUGCUUUCACUUUUUACGACUCUAGACUACUUUAUCGUUUGGCCGCGCAUCCUAUUGGUAAUCAAAUGUUUGGAGAGAUUUUUGGCGGUGGUGGAGAACAUAAACUAAAAAGCGCCAUCCCAGUACGUCCACCACCCCCAAGAAUUGGUGAAAGAACUGAAAGUAAUUCUCAACUUCAACAACAAAAUUCUAAUCAAGUUGAGGAAAUAGCUUUAAUGAGAGCAAAAUUACAUGCUAAAGUAUUUGCUCCCUCAUCUAAAGCUACAAUUAACCAAAAAUUACCUUCCAAAACUCAUCAAGGAGGUGCUUCAGAACAAAUUAUUCAAUGUUGGAUUCCCCCAAGAAAACACAUUUUACAAUAUUUUACAGAUAAAGUAUUAAGUAACCAAAUAGGAACAGUUGCAGAUGCUAUUUUUGAUGAUUAUGAUUCUGAUCAAGAAUCAAAUGAAGAAAAGGAAUUAGAUGAAACUACAACUGACUAUUUUAAAUUCCAAAGUGAUUUGGAUGAAUUGUCUUUAAAUAAAGAAAGAAUAUAUCCACAUUGUUGUCAUGAUAGUUAUGCGUGGCAAUUAAUUCGUUUGGCACUUUUAAGGCUUAUAAUUUCUAAAAUUGAAUGUUUUGUUGAGCUUGCUGGUUUUGAUUUGAGAGAAGUUGCAAGAAGAUUUCCAAAAUUAGAACAGUCGAUUACAUGUCUUAAUUUAUGGGCUGCACAAAUUGAAGCAAAGCUGGGAACAGAUUUAACUGAAUGUCCUCCUGAUUUCCUGCCAAAUAUGCAUGUUCAAGAACUUUCUGACAGUGAACAACAUCAAAAUCACGGGAAACCUGUUGCUGCAACACCAACACUAAAUAAAUACCACAAUUUAUUGUUAGAACAUGGAAACACUCCAUUUGAAUAUGAUGAAACUGGUGUAAAGCCUGUUAGACGUUUAUGGAUUCAGCUUGUUCAUCAAGAGAGUUUAAUGCCUCUUUUUGUCCGUUUUAUUUUUGGGAAAGAAAAAACAAAAUCUCUAAGUUCGUUCACUGAUGGAAGCGUCGAAAGCCGUUGUGGACGUCAAGCAGCCCCUAAAAAUAUUAUCUCACAAUUUCUUAAAAUAUUGAAUUAA